Messenger RNA from Purpureocillium takamizusanense, 1092 nucleotides. RefSeq lists its product as uncharacterized. The transcript is spliced from 7 exons. The coding region runs from base 134 to 751 and encodes 205 amino acids. The record is from RefSeq and is a predicted model, not a curated record. NCBI's taxonomy places the organism in Eukaryota, Fungi, Ascomycota, Sordariomycetes, Hypocreales, Ophiocordycipitaceae.
UGACAAUCUCCUCCUCAAGUCCACAGGCUGCUUUGCUCAACGCACCGUCUCGCAGUUCGAUACCAAGCAAUAGCUACAACAAAAAUCCUCGCCCAUACGCCAGAUACCAUCGAGUCUCGUCGCGACAAAAAUCAUGAAGGCCUCCGUCGUUUCCAUGGCGCUUCUCGGCGGUCUCGCCGUCGCCCUCCCGCAAAGGGACCCCAAGCAGCGCUUCCAAGAUAUGCUCCAGAAAUUCGACAGGCGCCAACAGCUCAACUGCAGGCGAGAGGGAAAUACGUCGCGGCUGACAUGCGACUUGGUCGCCCUGGAUCAGAUGACGGACGAAUGGGUUCAGAUGAUGAACGAGUCGGGGAAAUCACUUCGUUCAUUCUGCCAAGAUGAUCUCCAGGGCUGUGAGAAUUGCGACUUUGACGACUCGUUCAAAGGAUCGGGUGGUCGGCUAAACAAAAGGAUUUUGAACGCCCAGCAAACCCUCAGGUGUAAACUCAAGGGCGAGCCGGGCCCAGCCGACAGCAACGCGGUCAACAGCCCCUCGGACGACAGCAAAGCGGACAGCAGCCCCCCGGCCGACUGUAUGAGCGAGGCGAAUCCAGGGGCUUGCAUGACGAGGGAGAAGGAUGCCUUCUGCAAGACCAUGAAGGAGACAGCUUUGAAUGAAUGUUACGCAGCGGUCACUCGUUGCCACUGGCAGGAAGAGCUCAAGGGCGCCCCCUUCUCCAAGGUCUUGGCCUGCGCAAGAGAGCAACUUUAACCCAAUGAGCGGUUCACAAUUCCCAGUGGCUCGUCCAUCUGGUUGAGGGACGACGCGGCUGUCAGGGCAUCUGCUCAAGGUCAAGGCCGUUUGACUGCCAUGCGGGUGGAUGGAGGGGGCUGAACUCGACUGGGAAGCCGAUCGUCGAGUUGGGUCUUUGCCAGAGGGGUUUAUGCAGCGUAUAACAAGUGAAAAGGGGGCCACAUGAGCUGGCUUCUUAUACGCCUCUGGGACAGUGGACGGUUACCAAUACCUAUUAGAAGACAAACUCGACAUCCAAUGUUGAGCUACCUACGAAAUACCUGUUUGCUUCAAAGCCUCGUGAUAUGACGAGAGAAAAA